Messenger RNA from Drosophila subpulchrella, 732 nucleotides. RefSeq names its product trypsin alpha-3-like. Gene Ontology annotation, molecular function: serine-type endopeptidase activity. The record is from RefSeq and is a predicted model, not a curated record. The transcript has 2 exons. Bases 1 to 732 code for a protein of 243 amino acids. Gene Ontology annotation, biological process: proteolysis. NCBI's taxonomy places the organism in Eukaryota, Metazoa, Arthropoda, Insecta, Diptera, Drosophilidae.
AUGCUACAAUCAGCUGGAAUACUUCUUCUAACAUUCCUAUCCUGGUCGACUGCUGAAGUGGCUAAGAAUGGCAGUGGCAGGUGUUCCCCUCGUGGAAAAGCAGCGAGGGUCGAGGAAGUGCCAUGGAUAGCUUCGAUUCAGUCUAAUAAUACGCAAUUGUGCAGCGGGGCAAUCAUCAAUCCAAAAUUCGUACUAAUCACCGCGAAUUGCCUGACAAACGUCAACAUAACUACUGUCAAGGUGCUCGUUGGCAAUCCCGAUCGAGACUCGGGAUCUUCUUUUGGCGAUGACAAUCUUUCCUUGCUGAAACUCUGUGAACCUCUUACCACCUCUGCCAAGGUCAAGGCCAUCGAUAUAAUCGACAAGCAGCCCGAGGAGGGAGCCAGGGGCUCAGUCGCCGGAUGGGGUUCCCUCACCAAGGGGCGAUUUAAGUCAAAAGACUGCUGGGCCAAGCAUUCAAAGGUCCUGCGAAAAACUGAUGUCCAGCUCUUAGAUAUCAAGGAAUGCGCCACUCGACGAAAAAAGUCUUUUAGCAAGCUGAGCCUUUCGGAUGCUAACAUUUGCAGUGAAAAGCGGGAUUUCAGUUGCUCCUAUGAUGCGGGAUCUCCUCUGGUCAUAGAUGGCAAGCUUGCGGGUAUAAUAACCGCCGGCACUUGUUUGAGGAAGCCCGAAAUCUAUGCCAGUUUGUACAAUUACAGGAAAUGGAUAGAAACCAGUACAAAGGACAAGUAA